CUUAUCUUUCUUCCUCGUUAUCUAGUAUCCUCUUUCCUUUCCAGUUUCUCCAAUUUCCAAUAUUUACUAGGAGUGAAGCAGAGUCUACACUCACAGGGGGAAUGUGGUUCAGUGCUGCUCUGCCCCAUGCGGUUUCUCUGCAACUCUUCUCCAGCUUCCAUGGCGAACUCUCUCUAACCUCCGCAAAAUCAACUCCGUUUCUUGGAGUCCCCUUCUUCUCCGCCGCCACCUCCGAACCAUCGCUCCGCAGUUGCCGCCGUUCUUUCUCGCCCAAACGACUCGUCGUUUGGUCGAAGAGAUUCUCGAGAUUGGAGGAGGCCAUGAGAAUCACCAGAGAACGAGAGCUUCUGAAGACGAGAAAGGUGAGGCGGCCGCCGCCGCUAAGGCGCGGGAGAGUGUCGCCGCCUCUGCCGGUGCCGGACCACAUUCUGAAGCCUCCGUACGUCGGCUCGUCCGUGUUGCCGGAGAUUUCGAGCGAGCAUCAAAUUCACGACGAGGAAGGCAUUGCUCGCAUAAGAGCCGCCGGCGAGCUCGCCGCUAGGGUUUUGGAGUAUGCGGGGACUUUGGUCAGGCCAUCAGUAACAACAAAUGAAAUUGACAAAGCAGUGCACCAAAUGAUCAUCGAUGCCGGUGCUUAUCCUUCACCUCUUGGUUAUGGGGGAUUUCCCAAGAGUGUUUGUACAUCUAUUAAUGAGUGCAUGUGCCAUGGAAUACCUGAUUCUCGGCAGUUGCAGAAUGGAGAUAUUAUAAAUAUUGACGUCACAGUUUACUUAAAUGGAUAUCAUGGAGAUACAUCAAAGACAUUUCUAUGUGGGGAUGUCAGUGAUUCAGUUAAACGCCUAGUUAAGGUAACUGAAGAAUGUUUGGAGAGAGGCAUAGCGCUUUGCAAGGAUGGUGCCAGCUUUAAGAAAAUUGGAAAACGAAUCAGUGAGCAUGCUGAGCGAUAUGGUUAUGGCGUAGUGGAACGUUUUGUUGGGCAUGGUGUUGGAACUGUUUUUCAUUCUGAGCCACUUAUUUUACAUCACCGAAACGAAAGCCCUGGCUUCAUGGUUGAAGGUCAAACAUUUACAAUUGAACCAAUUCUUACAAUGGGAAGCAUCGAGUGUGUAACAUGGCCAGAUAACUGGACAACCGUGACUGCUGAUGGUAGCCCCACCGCCCAGUUUGAGCAUACCAUUUUGAUUACGCGUACUGGUGCUGAAAUUUUGACCACUUGUUGAAAAGGUGGGGUCCGUAAAAUUCAGGUGCAGGAUGACACCCACCCUUGAUCGUAAUUCCAUGAGCUAAGGUUGUCGACGUGUCCAAGUCAUAGUGCCUGUAUAGCGCGACCUAUUGUUUUUUGUUUAUUUAUUUAUUUUUUUUGUUUUUUGUUUUUUUGCUGAAUAGCGUGACCAUUUAUAUACAUCAAUUAGGCCUACGACGUUCAGGGGAUGUAUGUUUAUGUAUCUGCCUUUAGUUUUAAAUUAUGAUUUAUGAUUUUUAUAGU
Morus notabilis is the source of this 1486-nucleotide messenger RNA. Its product is annotated as methionine aminopeptidase 1B, chloroplastic. Gene Ontology annotation, biological process: proteolysis. The record is from RefSeq and is a predicted model, not a curated record. Lineage: Eukaryota; Viridiplantae; Streptophyta; Magnoliopsida; Rosales; Moraceae. Gene Ontology annotation, molecular function: metalloaminopeptidase activity. The transcript is spliced from 10 exons. The coding region runs from base 102 to 1220 and encodes 372 amino acids.